Nanorana parkeri is the source of this 2160-nucleotide messenger RNA. It is a transcript of the gene SUGP1, whose product is annotated as SURP and G-patch domain containing 1. Bases 61 to 1926 code for a protein of 621 amino acids. The record is from RefSeq and is a predicted model, not a curated record. Gene Ontology annotation, biological process: RNA processing. Gene Ontology annotation, cellular component: nucleoplasm. The transcript has 14 exons. Gene Ontology annotation, molecular function: RNA binding. Lineage: Eukaryota; Metazoa; Chordata; Amphibia; Anura; Dicroglossidae.
CCGGAACCGGAAGAGCCUCUGCUGUUAUGAGGAGGGUUUGGUGAUCGGGCAGAGAGCAAGAUGGAUGUCUGGAAGGGUGCAGGGUUAGGUGGAAGACGGUUUGCUUCUGCUCCGCAAAAACCUGUAAAACCAAGUGAUUAUAUCCAGUACCAAGAGGAGCUUAUAGAGAAGAAAAAGAGGGAGAUUGAGGCCAAAACACAAAAACAAGCUCAGAAAUCCACUCCAAGUACCCCAGUUCCCUCCUCCUCCUCCUCCUCUUCCUCCUCCUCCACCUCAAACAAAUUUGCAAAUGAUGGCAGUUUCUUACAACAGUUUCUUAAGUUACAGAAAGAAAAGACAGGCACUGAUAACUCGGGAACACGUUCCAGUGGAAAUUCAGCACCAGCUCAUAAGAAGUCUGUCCUCAUCGGAAAACGCCAUGGGUCCUCUAUGGAAAGCAUGCUAAAUCAAAUGAAGUCCUAUUCUCAACCGAAGCAGACUCCGAAAGUGACUCGGAACAGCGUUUUUAAGUCCCCUGAGGAGGAUGACGAUGAUGAAGAGGACUACGAGCAGUGGUUAGAGAUAAAAAUUUCACCCCCAGAGAACUCUGAAACCCGAAAGGUGGUGGAGCAGUUGGCUCGAUUUGUAGCAGAAGGGGGCAGAGAACUAGAAAAAAUGGCAAUGGAGGAUUACAAGAAUAACCCAGCAUUUGGGUUUCUACAUGAUCAGAACAGCCCGGAGUUCCUGUAUUACAGGAAGAAGUUGGCAGAGUGUAAGCAGAAUUGUCAGAGAAGAGAGAAAGUUGCAUCACGUAACGUGCCAGAAGAUGAAGAAAUAAAGAUGUUUGCAGAGAAGUUGGCCAAAUAUGUAGCAGAUGGAGGUCCAGAGGUGGAAGCCAUUGCCCUGCAGAAUAACAGGGAGAACCCUGCCUUUCGGUUUUUGUAUGAUACCAAUGGUAAAGGUUACCAGUAUUAUAAAAUGAAGGUGGAAGAGUUCAGACGAGCCAAGAAAUACAAAGUUGACUUUACUGAAGAACCUGAACUAAAACGAAGAUUUGAGCCAGAGUCUAAACCCAUUGUAGCACCUCCCCCCGAAUCCUCUUCAUCAUCCUCAUCUUCACCACCGCAGCUAUCCACACAGCAGACAACUGCAAAAAGGAAAAGAAAAAGUCGAUGGGGCCCAGAAGGGGAGAAAGUCGAGUUGCCUCCUGCAUCUGUGGUUAACCAGCCUCCUGAUACCACCCUUCUAUCUGAGCAGGAUUUGAAAGGUCUGGGAUAUGAUAAAGGAAAACCUGUGGGGCUGGUGGGAGUUACAGAGUUGUCAGAUGCCCAGAAGAAACAGCUGAAGGAGCAGCAGGAGAUGCAGCAAAUGUAUGACAUGAUAAUGAAACACAAGAAAGCCAUGCAGGAUGUGCAGUACAUGUGGGAAAAAGCUUUAAAACAGCACCAACAUGAUUAUGAUAGUGAUGAAGAAGUGGACAAUGAUUUUGGAACCUGGGAGCAUCAGCUGAGACGCAUGGAAAUGGAUAAAACAAGGGAAUGGGCAGAACAACUGACUGAAAUGGGACGAGGGAAACAUUUCAUUGGAGAUUUCUUGCCACCGGAUGAGCUGGACAAAUUCAUGGAAACCUUCAAAGCACUAAAGGAAGGACGUGAGCCAGACUAUUCAGAAUAUAAGGAAUUCAAACUGACUGUAGAGAACAUAGGUUAUCAAAUGCUUAUGAAGAUGGGAUGGAAGGAAGGAGAAGGCUUGGGUUCUGAAGGCAAAGGAAUCAAGAAUCCUGUGAACAAGGGAUCGACAGCAGUUGAUGGGGCAGGUUUUGGCAUAGAUCGCCCAGCAGAAUUAUCAAAGAGUGACGAUGAAUAUGAAGCUUUUAGGAAAAGAAUGAUGCUUGCUUAUCGUUUCCGACCCAAUCCACUGAACAACCCAAGACGUCCUUAUUACUGAUGGACCAACGGAGCUUACCACAUACUUUGAACUCAUCCACAUCUGAAGUGUACUGUGUCCAUCUUGUUUGCGGGUUGUUAGAACCUAUAUGUCAAACUGUGUACAGGAAAACUUGAUCUAUUCCAGCAGGAGUUUAGCCCUGGAUGACCACACAGCUGUAUCCCAGUUUACCCUCACACAGUCGAUGUUUUCCCUGGAAAACAUGAAUUUAAUAAAAAGCUUUUUAACUCUGAA